AUGUGCGGCGUCAGCGGCAUCCUGCAUAAGAUAGUGGCAUCGGCUAGUGGAUUGGCGCCAGUGGGUGAGCAGCUCAUCCGUAUGCUGGAGCCGAUGACCCACCGCGGAAUGGACUCCAGCGGAGUCACCAUUGUCGGCGAACAGCCCGAAGGCGACCUUCUCGUUCGAAUUUGGACCGACAGCGUUCGGAACGCGCCCGACGUGCUCGCCCGAGCUGAGGACACCGUGAGACUAGUAGGGGGAGUUGUCUGCUCCAGCCGACACACGGGACAGUUCAUCCGCAUUGUGGCCAACUAUGAAGGCGAGACUCAGGAACUGGCGGCCGCGCUGCUGGAGACCCCGGGCGUCGCGCUCCAUAGCAUCGGCUGCACCUCCGAGGUCAUCAAGGACGUUGGUACCCCCAUGGCCAUGGAUGAGCGGCACGACAUCGGCGCCAUUCGUGGCACCCAUGGGAUUGGACACGUGCGCAUGGCCACCGAGAGCAUCGUAGACGUCAAUCACGCCCACCCCUUCUGGGCCUAUCCCUUCCCCGACGUUUCGGUGGUCCACAAUGGGCAACUGACCAACUACCACAAGCUGCGCAGGAUGUACGAGGACGAUGGCCACCAUUUCCAGACCGGCAACGACUCGGAGCUGAUCGCGGUUUACCUUGCCGACAAGCUGGCCCAUGGAGAAGGCUUGGAAGACGCGCUGCGGGCAUCCCUCGCUGAUCUUGACGGCACGUUCACCUAUCUCGUCGCUACCCGCGAGGGGCUGGGAUACGCCAAGGACGAAUGGUCGGCAAAGCCCCUGGUGACAAUGGAGACGGACGAUAUAAUCGCCAUAGCGUCGGAAGAGAUCGCCCUACGUGGCAUCCUGCCCCCCGAAAUGGCAGGCGAAGAGAUGGGCCGAGUUGAACCUCAGAAUAGCGAGCUGGCAACGUCGGGAAACGAGGUAACCGUCCUGAAUCCCAAUGCUCGCCACAAUCUGGGUGUGGGCAUAUUCGAGAAUUGCAGCAUUCGCUUCGCCGGAAGCGUUGGCUACUACGCGGCGAGCCUGCUGGACGGGCCUGAGGUGGUAAUCGAGGGAAACGCUGGCUGGGCCGUGGGCGACAACCUGAUGAACGGCAAGAUCAGCGUCACCCGGGAUGCGGGAGCGUCGGCUGGCUCCACCAUGCGCGGUGGUGAACUCUUCAUCGGAGGGAAUGCCGGGGCUAGGGCCGGCAUUUCGAUGAAGGGCGGCUCCUUGGUGAUUGGCGGUAACGCCGGAUUUCUCACCGGUUUCAUGAUGCAGAAAGGGCGGAUCAUAAUCUGCGGCGACGCCGGAGAAGCAUUGGGCGACUCGAUGUACGAGGGAACCAUUUACGUGGCCGGCAACAUCGCCUCCCUGGGGGCCGAUGCCACGGUUGAGCCGAUGAGCGAAGACGAGCUCAUUGACGUGCUGGCAAUCCUCGAAUCGAAGGGAAUCACAGACAAGCGCAGCUUUACCAAGGUUGUUUCGGCAAAACGCUUCUACAAUUACGACUCCUUGGAGAGACUGGAAAAAUCGGCGCUCUAG
Messenger RNA from Geodia barretti, 1536 nucleotides. The record is from the annotation of a GenBank genome assembly. NCBI's taxonomy places the organism in Eukaryota, Metazoa, Porifera, Demospongiae, Tetractinellida, Geodiidae.